AUGUCUGGCGUGGUGAAGCUGCCUGGCAGCAAGUCCCUAUCCAACCGCAUCCUGCUGCUGGCUGCACUUGCUGAGGGCACCACCCUCGUCAAGAACUUGCUGUGGAGCAAUCACAAGCAGAGGGAGCACGGCGGCGCCAGGUCCCACGUGUUUGAGCAGCAACAGCAGGACAGUGACGACAUCCGCUACAUGGUGGGCGCCCUCAAGGCGCUGGGCGUGACGCUGGAGGAGCGCUGGGAGGUGGGGGAGAUGGUCGUGCACGGCUGCGGCGGACGCUUCCCGGUUGAGGGCGCGGAGCUGUUCCUGGGGAACGCCGGCACCGCCAUGCGCCCGCUCACCGCCGCCGUCGCCGCCGCCGGCCGCGGCGCCUUUGUGCUCGACGGCGUCGCGCGCAUGCGGGAGCGGCCGAUCGCAGACCUGGUGGACGGCCUGGUGCAGCUGGGGGUGGACGCGGAGUGCACCCUGGGGACGGGCUGCCCGCCGGUCGCGGUCAACGCGGCCGGCCUGCCGCCGGGCAAGGUCCAGCUCAGCGGCAGCGUCAGCAGCCAGUACCUAACCGCCCUCCUCAUGGCCGCCCCCCUGUCCACUGGCGAGGAUGGCAUUGAGAUCGUCAUCAAGGACGAGCUGGUUAGUCAGCCGUACGUCGACAUGACCGUGAAGUUGAUGCAGAAGUUUGGGGUGGAGGUGCAGCUGCUGGACGGGCUCACGCACAUGCGCAUCCCUGGGCGGCAGACGUGA
This is a messenger RNA of Monoraphidium neglectum, 738 nucleotides long. Its product is annotated as 3-phosphoshikimate1-carboxyvinyltransferase. The coding region runs from base 1 to 738 and encodes 245 amino acids. Gene Ontology annotation, biological process: chorismate biosynthetic process. The transcript has 5 exons. The record is from RefSeq and is a predicted model, not a curated record. NCBI's taxonomy places the organism in Eukaryota, Viridiplantae, Chlorophyta, Chlorophyceae, Sphaeropleales, Selenastraceae. Gene Ontology annotation, molecular function: 3-phosphoshikimate 1-carboxyvinyltransferase activity.